Messenger RNA from Copidosoma floridanum, 879 nucleotides. RefSeq lists its product as uncharacterized. Gene Ontology annotation, molecular function: nucleic acid binding. The record is from RefSeq and is a predicted model, not a curated record. Lineage: Eukaryota; Metazoa; Arthropoda; Insecta; Hymenoptera; Encyrtidae.
AUGGCGCUAGGCAAAUGGGCAAGCAACAACUCUUUCAUCCUUGAGGGGCUUGAAGUAAUGGCGGCUAAGGCCAUUAACCGCAAGCAGGACGACGCCGUGUCAACACUGGGCCUGCAGUGGCUGCCCAGCUCGGACUCCUUCACCUUCAAACCAAAGGGGAUGCUCGUCGGUCAUGAAAUCACCAAGCGCAUCGUGCUGUCAGAGAUUGUGCGACUCUUCGACCCUCUUGGCUGGAUAGCUCCGAUAAUCGUAAGUGCAAAGAUUGUUUUACAGGAUAUUUGGCUCCUCAGCCUCGGGUGGGAUGAGCUGCUGCCCGACGACCUCCAGUCACGCUGGACGCGCUUUCGGAGUGAGAUGCAACAGAUCUCGCUCAUCAGCCUCCCGCGGUGGCUGGGUGGCCUCGAGGCCGAGGAAUGGCACCUGCAUGGAUUCGCUGACACCUCAAAGCGAGCUUAUGCAGCAGCGAUUUAUGCGGUGUACCCGAAUUGCUCUGCUCAGCUCCUCUUUGCAAAAACAAAGUUGGCGCCCACCAAAGUUCAGUCGCUGCCUCGACUCGAACUGUGCGGCGCAGUGCUGGCCGUACGGUUGGCCAAGCACGUGUCGGACGCUUCACCAAUCAAGCCGAGUCGUAUCCACCUCUGGUCAGACUCACGCGUGGUGCUGGACUGGCUGAAGACUCAUCCGGCCCACUGGCCAACCUUCGUCGCCAAUAGAACGAGCGAAAUUCUCUCCGAGUUGCCAGCAGCUACGUGGAGGCGCGUCAAAUCCUUCGACAACUCCGCAGAUUGCGCCAUCCGAGGCCUCGCGCCUUCGGCGCUUGCUCAAUUUUCUCUUUGGUGGCACGGACCCGUGUGGCUCACGCAGGAGCAAGAGAAGUAG